This is a messenger RNA of Closterium sp. Naga37s-1, 750 nucleotides long. NCBI's taxonomy places the organism in Eukaryota, Viridiplantae, Streptophyta, Zygnematophyceae, Desmidiales, Closteriaceae. The record is from the annotation of a GenBank genome assembly.
AUGGCUGCGCGGAUGAUCUCCGGAGCGGGCCUUGGCGGAGCCAGAUGCGCGCAGUUUCCCCCGUUUGGGUGGCCUUUCCCCGGGUACGGGGAAGUGGGGGCGAGUAUGAGGCCGAGCUCUCUUAUGGCGUUAGAAGGGCAUGCGUGUAUCGGGGAUAAGAGAAGGCUGGGAGACGGGAAGGCGGACGCCGGGGACGACGACACCCACGCGCGGAAGCGGCGCAGGCGGAGGGGGUGCGCAGAGCACACAGUAGGCGGGGAGGGCGAGGAGGUUGCGGGGGGGAACGGCGCCCAUCACGACAGGGGGAGCGCGGGGGAAUCGGGAGAGAGCGCGGAAAGGGGGACGCAUGGGAAAGGGGAUGGGGGAGAGGAGAAGGAGUGCAGUAACUGCGGCACGCACACGACCCCGUUCUGGCGGAAGGACAGGGCGGGGGGGGGGCAACACCUGUGCAACGCGUGUGGGCUGUACCUCGCUAAGAACGACGCCCCGAGGCCCGCUGUACUGUGGAAACGAGAUGCACAUGGGUCUCAUGACACGGCAUCACAUGACUCUCCUCUUCGUGAAGCAGCACGGCACGGGGCAUCCCACCCUCCCCUGCCACAUCUCGCUCACUCUGACCCUGUUGCCGCUGCUGGUCCUGCUGCUGCUGCUCCUGCUGCUGCUUCUCUAGUGGGCCAUCUACCAGCAGUUGUCCCUCACAGCAACCAUGUCUCGCCUGCUCUUGUCCCUCCACCUCCCGCUGUUCACUGA